AUAACUGCCAUUAUCAUUUCGGUUAGGUGGCAGUAUGAUACCAGGAGUCUGAACAAUGGUGUCUAAGAGCUCAUACUUCGUUCUCUUCGGGUUAGUAAUAUUCACGAAUGGGAAUCCUGCUUACAGACAAGAUGAAUCUGCCCAAGCUGCAGAAGACCUUAGACAUCUGUUGGACGGUUUCUACAAGCAAGAUCCUUAUGAAGUCAUCGCUGGAAAUAACUUAAAUGACUACAGCAAGUCAAGUCUUGACAACUUAGAAGGUUUAAAUGAAUUACUAAACAGGAAUUCUCUCGCAAGUUCUGGGGCAAACAACGAUGGAUCGUACAAUGAAAUUCAAGAAUUCCUAAAUUAUCUUGAUAACGAAUUGCGAUCAGAACUUAAUAAUGAAGACAGAGAGGACUCUUCCAACAAUAACAGAGAAGACAGCAACAGGUAUAAUAAUGACGAGAGCAAUAGAAAUAAUAAUGACGAUAACAACCGCAAUAAUAAUUACGAUAGCAACAGAAAUAAUAAGUAUGAUAGCAAUAGGAAUAAUAAUUAUGAUAGCGACAGGAGCAAUAAUUACAACAGCAACAGAAACAAUAAUUAUAACAGCAAUAGGAAUACUAAUUACGAUAGCAACCGCAAUAAUAAUUACGAUAGCAACAGAAAUAAUAAAUAUGACAACAAUAGGAAUAAUAAUUAUGAUAGCGACAGGAGCAAUAAUUACAAUAGCUACAGAAAUAAUAAUUAUGACAGCAACAGAAACAAUAAUUACGAUACCAACAGGAAUAAUAAUUAUGAUAGGGACAGGAGUAACAAUUACAACAGCAACAGAAAUUCUAACUACAAUAACAACAGAAAUAAUAAUUACGAUAGCGACAGAAAUAAUAAUUACGAUAGCAACAGAGAAGAUAAUAACAAUAAUAACAGUGUAGAAGACAGCGACAGCAUUAGUAACUAUUUCAGCAAUCUGUUGCGAGCUUAUAGCGACGAUCGGGAUGACAGGGAUGAUUUGCGUUGUGUUGGAGAAAAGUGCAGUCGAAGAGAUAAUAACGUAAUCAACAUAAAUAAAAAUAUUUUGCGUGGCGGCGAUGAUUCAAAUAACAUUGCAUUGGACGAUGAUAGAAAUGAUGACGAUGAUGAUGACAGGUAUAAUAGAAACCGUGUUGAAAACCUGCACUGCGUUGGAGAAAUGUGCAGUUUAAACUUGAACAACGGUAACGCUAAUUUACGUUGUGAUGGAAACUACUGCGGAAGGGAUCGCGAUGAUAACAAUUACGAUAGAGGUCGGGAUAAUUUGCGCUGUGAUGGAGUUAGAUGCAGUCAAAACAGAAUCUUCGUGGAUAAAACAGACAGAGAUGAUGAUGACAAUAAUAAUAAUAGAUAUGGCAAUAACGACUUACCCGAAUUGCGUUGUAAUGGCAACAGGUGUGAAAGAACUCGGAAUGAUGACAAUCUCAAUGAUAGCCCGAAUAACGAUGAAAUUGAAGAGAUCAAUCUCAAGGAAGAUGUAGAUAAUCUUCUGAAAAAAGUUAUAAAAAACAAUUUGAGACAAAGCAAGUUACUUGAUCAUAAAGAGUUACAAAACCUUGUUAAAAGCAGGAAUGAAAUUAUGCAAAGAGUUAGAAGUUUGCUGGCUUAUUUGAAAAAUGACAAUUAGAUUAAGAUGUUUCUCAGUAUAUAAUAUUUGCUUUUGUUCAUCGCAACGUUCUGAGUUUUAGGAUCGUCAUAUUAUCUUCUUUUUAAUGUUUUAUUGUGAAUUGUAAUGUAGGUCAACAUUAUUCAAUAAAAGUUUGAGUACC
Messenger RNA from Helicoverpa armigera (cotton bollworm), 1784 nucleotides. Its product is annotated as probable serine/threonine-protein kinase clkA. The record is from RefSeq and is a predicted model, not a curated record. Lineage: Eukaryota; Metazoa; Arthropoda; Insecta; Lepidoptera; Noctuidae. The coding region runs from base 56 to 1642 and encodes 528 amino acids. The transcript is spliced from 2 exons.